CUUGAUUCUCACUCCACCAGCUUCUCUGUCACCGAAACUCUCACCCACUUACUAUUCCUUCCCAAUACGGAGAAACCCUAGCCCUUUUCACAGUAUAAUGACGGCUCAAAUUUGUUCAACUUCAUCUUUGCCGAUAACGUACGCUUCGCUCAGUCAACGAAGAAAUCAAAACAAAAUCGUUCCAAUUCAUCUCUUCUUUGGACGAACGGCAAGUCUUGAAUUUAAAAACCCAAGCGCUAUGAAAUUCCCAAUUCGAUGCUCAGAAAAACCAACCCAAACCCUAAGAACUUGCAAGAAUUGCAAGACCCAAUUCGAUCCUGUGCUCAAUCACCCCAGGGCUUGUCGUUACCACACUGCUCAUUUUGGAGGAGAAACGAAGAGGAAGUUUGAGAGUGUGUACAUUGGUGGCACCUUGAACACCCCCGACUCUGGUAAAGUCUUUCAAUACUGGCACUGCUGCGGUUCUGAAGAUCCCUUUGACCCUGGAUGCACUGCUACUUCUCAUGCUUCCUAUGAUGACUGAGAAUUAAUAAACACAGUCUUCUAGGAUGGAUUCAUGAUCACUCAAGGUUCCUUGAGAUUAAAGUUUGUGUCUCAGCUUUGUAUAUUACAAUUUGUAUACUUAAAAAAUGUAUAGCAUGUAACUAUGUUAUCAUAAUUUCUUUCGGCUAAUUUUAUAUGACUUGGUUUGUCUGGUAUUUUUCCUCGUCUUGUACCCUUUUUAUGCACUCA
This is a messenger RNA of Ilex paraguariensis (yerba mate), 732 nucleotides long. NCBI's taxonomy places the organism in Eukaryota, Viridiplantae, Streptophyta, Magnoliopsida, Aquifoliales, Aquifoliaceae. The record is from the annotation of a GenBank genome assembly.